Messenger RNA from Verticillium alfalfae VaMs.102, 1480 nucleotides. Its product is annotated as bifunctional xylanase/deacetylase. The record is from RefSeq and is a predicted model, not a curated record. Bases 431 to 1480 code for a protein of 349 amino acids. Gene Ontology annotation, biological process: carbohydrate metabolic process. NCBI's taxonomy places the organism in Eukaryota, Fungi, Ascomycota, Sordariomycetes, Glomerellales, Plectosphaerellaceae. The transcript is spliced from 3 exons. Gene Ontology annotation, molecular function: chitin binding; hydrolase activity, acting on carbon-nitrogen (but not peptide) bonds.
UCCUGCCCCUUUUGCUGUCAGUCAGCAUUGUUCUGGGUGCCAAUGUCAAUUCACCUCUAGUAAAGCGUGCCGAAUGUGGACCUGGAGUCGGUUCUUGCCCGGCCGGGAAGUGUUGCUCAGAGGCAGGUUGGUGUGGUAACAGUGCAGCUCACUGCGCAGGUUCUACCUGUCAACUCGACUACAGUGACAGCUGUGAUACUUUGUAGGAGAUAUCCUAUGCUACUUCAACUCUCACGCACCAAUUGAUUGACUCAACGUUUCGUCAGCUUUCCACCCCCUGGAACAAGCACAGAGAGUGUUUCACGCCCCCGGAUUGGGACAGUCCCUUACGGUAUAUACCCAUUCUUCACUGAUCAGGAGACGAGACCCCAAUUCUCAUUGAAUCUUCUUUCUAGGCAAUACUAUAACGGAAUGCACAAAUCCGGGCCUCAUGGCUCUCACCUUCGACGAUGGCCCCUUUUCCUACACAUCGCAAAUUCUCGAUAUUCUCGACAAUCUCAACGUGCAAGCGACAUUUUUCGUCGCUGGUAAUAACAAGGGCAAGAAAAGGAUUGACGAUACCAAUACGGCUUGGCCUGCAGUUCUGAGACGCAUGCAUGCUGCCGGCCAUCAGAUCGCAAGUCAUUCUUGGUCUCAUCGCAACCUCAACCAAGUGAACAGCACAAUUCAGCGUACUGAGAUCAUCUACAACGAAAUGGCCUUCCGUAACUUGUUUGGCUGGUUUCCCACGUACUUUCGCGCUCCAUUCCUUGAGUGCUCUACGACUUCAGGCUGCCAAAGCCUCAUGAAGACCCUUGGAUACCAUUUACUUGGCGUCAAUGUUGAUACCAAGGACUACAUGUACGACAGCCCAAGCCUGAUACAAACGGCGAAAGACCGCUUUUCCCAGGCAGUGUCUCAAGAUCCUACGAGAAAGGGCUACAUCGUUCUUGCCCACGACGUACACGUCCAGACCGUCGUCAAUCUGACACAGUACAUGAUCGAGACGUCAAAAGCACGCGGAUAUCGCCUGGUUACCGUAGGAGAGUGCCUUGGGGAUCCCAGAGUGAAUUGGUAUCGACCCGUUAACCCGAGCCCAACCACGACAAGGACAAGCGCCACAACUGUCUCAUCACGAACGUCCGCCACUGCCAUACCAACGUCGAACUCUGGUCUUAAGAUAUCACCUGACCAGACAUGCGGUGGUGGCGCCGCCGGCUUCACCUGCCAGGGCUCCAAGUAUGGAAAUUGUUGCUCUUUCUACGGCUUCUGCGGCUCCAGUCCAUCCUACUGCGGCACGGGAUGUGACACCGGCUACGGAACAUGCACGCAGUUGCCAGCAGGUCUCAGUGAUACGACCAACGGGCUGUGUGGAACACGAUUCAACGCCUCAUGUAAAAAGUAUGGUAACAAGAACUGCUGCUCGCAGUCUGGCUUCUGCGGGAGCUCAGCAGCGCAUUGUGGCGCGGGGUGUCAGAAGGUUUUCGGUAUUUGCGGUUGA